GUUUCAAUUCUUGUUCAUCUGUUUGAAAUGGCAGCAAGCAACGUGGCAUUAUGACUGGAAUUUUCAGUCCUGGAGACAGAAGUGGGGGGUUUGACAUUGUUGUUGUAUUCUAUUUGGUUGGCGGCCAAAAUAGAUCAUAUACGAUCUCGACAAUGGAAAGUAGAGGUUCUGGUUUGUGAUUUGGCCACUAGCAGGCAGACAAAUUAAUCGCGAAAGAGAGAGAGUGGUCAGAGUUGCGGUGGAUGGUUGACUUGUGUACGUGAUGCCAGCAGCAGCAUCUGUCAGGUGAAGCUUUCCUUGUUGCAUGCAGAGACAAAGAAGAGGCGGACAGUAUGGGAGUGUUCUUUUGCGGGCAGCACAUGAAUGUGAGCGCCCUCAUAGACCUCGUAACGAUUGACUCGGAGCGAGCAAUCAGAGCCAGUCAGGCAGUGAAGAGCACCUUUUACAAAUGAAAUUUAGGCGAGGCGGGGUACCUCUAUAAAUUAGGCAGGGAAGGGCACCCCUUUCAGUUUUGAAGAAUCUGGCUUAUGAACCAGCGGACAAGUCAUGGGAGUUGUUUUCAGAAGUCAGAGAAUGCGGGGACAGAACUGUUUGUCUGUUCGAGAGCACGACAGACAUUCAAUGGACCUUGAGUCUCAAUUAUGUGCUCCUGCCAGUGUUCACUACAGACUGCCAGAAUAUACGUGUCCUUUGUUUGGGGUUCGGUGGCCGCUGCACCUUUCGCAUACAUUUUGAAUGACUGCCAGAGAUCACGCCUAUUUGAGGCCAUCUGGAGAUGGGGUGGACGUCCGUCCAGCCGUAUUGUGGGUAGAUCCUGGUGGUCCCCUUGGGUGCAGCUCUUACACCUAUGGAGAAUCGCUGUUGAAUGGGGACAUCCUUGCAACUUGUCCGUUCUUUGCAGCAGCUUUCGAAGUCCUUCAAGUCUACUAAGCAGAAACAGGGUCUGUGUCAGGGCGGCAGGAAGGCAACACGCCAUAAAGUGCACGGAGAUACAAUCUCCCAUGCGGAUGCAGAUGGUCGUCGCACGUUGAGAGUGCGGAUGCAAGGCUGGCUGUCUUUCCAUGUUGACAUGCGGAAAGAGCCCUGUUGGUAUAUGUACAAGCAUUCAAUGAUUUAUGUUUCCACAUGGCGAAGCAGGAUUACUGCUACAAAGAAGCAUUCUACAUGUCAUGUGGAAACGGUCUUCCAAGGUCGACUUCCAUGGGAGAGGCCAAUGUGCCUGUCCAUACCUGGUAUGAUCCCAUGGGCUGGUCUUGACCAUUGGUACAAUCGCAUCAACACGAUUUGGAAUGGACUGAAACAUGUCCAGAAGAAGGUUUGGGUCUCGCCUCUGGCUUUUCUGAGGUCUGCACCCUCGUUCAGUCUGUGACAUUGCCAAUGGAUGGAUCUGCGCCUUUUUUCAAAAGAGUGUUUUAGCAAAGGACGGAGAUCCUGGAGUUUCAGAUAUGGCGAUUCGGGGAAACCGGAGUUCCAAGUGAGUAUGUGCUAUGGACCACCAGGGUCAUCCCGAAUUGAACGUACGUGAACUACUUGCUGUGCAUACUGCAUUGGACUUGGCUGCUACUCUUCCACAGAAGGUUCGAAUUCUUUCUUGUUGGUUUUGUUGGUUUCGUGAGGGGGACCGUGCAAGUCACCGAAUGAAUGAAUUGCGCACUUCGGUGCAAUCAAGUGGGACGUAGCAGAUGUCUGUGAUGUGACGAGACGAGACGGACACACGACUUAUUUCAUGUGCGGAGCAUGCAUGAAAGCCACCUCGAAUGACGAACUCGUUCCGGGAACCAUACGUAGCCUGUCAUGAAAGGAGAUAAUCGGAUUUAGACAGUCCUUGGGAAGUCCUUCGAUCAUGUCGUCCAAGAUGCAAUUCAAAGGGGACUCUGUUUUGGUGAGAUUUCUUCCGCAUCGGAGGUGCUCUGCAUAUAGGACGGGAAUCUGAAGUGGCACCUGCUUGUGAAGUUGUGACUCAUUUGCGACGGGGGGUUUCCAUUCAUGGCAACCUCGCAGGGGUUUCGUUCGGAACCCAGCGCAGUGGAGGGCCUGUCGCGACGACUCUUCGGGAGCUCUGGUGUGUCAUAGCCAUUCCUAUCCUAUCCUACGCUUUUCGUUGAUUGGCGAUGGGAGGUUCUAAAUGCAAACACGUUGCCUAUUCCGACUCUUUUUGUUGUCGACAAAUCUUGGAAAAUGUUUGGCAAAGAAAAAAACUUACUCGAAAAGACAAAAACAAAAAGAAAAUCUUUCGAAGGCAGUAAUUACUAAUUACGCCGAUUAUUACGGCAUUUUUUUGCUCUGGCAGUUCUACAGUACGGUUAACUCACUGGCAUCCUCUGGUACUGUGGAGGGGUGGGUGCCAUGCAGGACGUCGUCUCCGUAUCGUCAUUCUGGAUUGCAUUGAACGUUUGCCGUUUGUUAAUAACCGCUCUCUUACUCUUAUUGUCUUUUCCGGGUUUUCCCCCCCUCCCCAUAUUUUUGUCAUUUUUAAGGUUCAUUGUUGCUUCUUUUUUUUUUUUGUAAUGAAUGGCACAGGUUUGA
Chara braunii is the source of this 2526-nucleotide messenger RNA. NCBI's taxonomy places the organism in Eukaryota, Viridiplantae, Streptophyta, Charophyceae, Charales, Characeae. The record is from the annotation of a GenBank genome assembly.